AUGCGAUACUCCCUUCCCUUGGGUGAUUGCCGCGGGAUCGCCACAGAUGGUGCUGCAAAUAUGGUGGGUGUGCAUAGCGGAUUAAGAACACGGAUAAAGGCGGAAUUCCCCGCUGUCCUGCACACUUACUGUGCGGGGCACGCCCUAAACCUUGUGUGCCGCCAGUCGACGGACAUCUGCGCUCCUUGUAAGGCAAGCAUUGAGCUGAUCGGACAGUUGGCCAAGCACAUUAAGAGCUCGCCGAAGAAGCUUGCCUCAUGGGAGGAGUUUGUGCAGCUACAUCGUUCACCCGACGACUCCAGAAUUGUGAAUGAUGAUUUGCUUGAAGAGUACGUCUCUUCCCAGACAGAGUCUGAUGGUUCAAGCGAUGAGGAGGCUGUGGCAGGGCCAGUUCGAGCCCAGCGACUACCCACUCUGGAAACCCUAUCGGAUACGCGUUGGUUGUGCAACGGUAGAGCGGUGAUUGCUGCCUUGGCUAACUAUGAACUCUUGUUGAGCUAUUGUAGCCAAGACGCCACUGGGGGCGACUCAGCUCUUGUUGUACUUGGUGAGAGACUCGACUCCUUCGAAACUUUCUAUUGUUUACGUGUCCUUGACGACGUUUUCAAAACGGUCUUGCCUGUCCACGCUACCGUGCAGGCACCAGGUCUAUCCAUUUGCACUGUCCGGGAUUUACUGGAGGACCUCAAGAAACGACUGUCCGAGAAAGCACAGAACUGGUCUAAGCUCGUUUCGUUCUAUCAAGACGCAGUUGAAGAUGCCCAAUCACUUGGUAUAGAUCCACCAAAGCUUCACAGAGCAGCUCGUCGAGGUCUUCGAGCAG
Perkinsus marinus ATCC 50983 is the source of this 823-nucleotide messenger RNA. RefSeq lists its product as hypothetical. The record is from RefSeq and is a predicted model, not a curated record. The annotation marks the transcript as partial. NCBI's taxonomy places the organism in Eukaryota, Perkinsozoa, Perkinsida, Perkinsidae. The transcript has a single exon.